Messenger RNA from Aspergillus puulaauensis, 882 nucleotides. Its product is annotated as WW domain-containing protein. The record is from RefSeq and is a predicted model, not a curated record. The coding region runs from base 1 to 882 and encodes 293 amino acids. NCBI's taxonomy places the organism in Eukaryota, Fungi, Ascomycota, Eurotiomycetes, Eurotiales, Aspergillaceae. The transcript has a single exon. Gene Ontology annotation, molecular function: protein binding.
AUGGCCGCGAGUCACGCGAAGGACGUCCCAGAGGGCACAGCCGGUUCUACGUCUCCGGCGCCAGAGAAUACUAGACAAAGCAGUGACCCGACAGUGACGAGCGAGGCAGAAAAACAAGAAGAGGAGGAACGCAUUUCAAGAGAAUCCCAGGAGAGCGAAGACAAUAUCCCACAAGAGAAGGAGGAUGAUGAAGAGGAAGAGGAAGAAGAAGAGGAAGAAGAGGGGGAGACAAAGGAAUCAGAUGCGCCCCCAUUACCAGACGAGGUCCCUCCUCCCCUGCCAAACGAAGCUCCACCAGGCGAGGACGAUGGCUGGGAGCCUGUCUGGGAUGCCAACGCACAAGCAUACUACUUCUAUAACCGAUAUACCCAAGUUUCACAAUGGGAGAACCCCAGAGUGCCGACUGCAGCCCCAGCCUCAGCCUCAGCCCCAGCCCCAGCCAUCCCUCCCGCCCCGGGCACCGAAGACUCAAAGUCAACCGAGAAAGACCCUGCCCCGCUAGGCGGAUACAACCCUGCAAUACACGGUGACUAUGACCCAACAGCUCCGUAUGCCCAGCAGUACGAACAGCAAGAAGAGGAGGGCCAGGCGGGGCUAGGGACAGCGAAUCCGGGUAGCUAUGAAGCGGUCGGGGCAUUUAAUCGUUUUACCGGUCGAUGGCAGGGGGAGUCUCAGAAUCCAGAAAACCACAAUGAUGAGAACAAAUCGCGGCGGCAAAUGUAUGCAUACUUUGAUGUGGAUGCGGCAGCGAAUUCCCACGAUGGGAGGAGUCUGCGGGCAGAGCGGAGCGCGAAGAAACUGAGCAAGCAGGAAUUGAAGAUGUUCAAGGAGAAGCGCAGGGAGAAGAAAGAGGAAAAGCGAAGAGCCUGGUUACGGGACUGA